AUGGUUCGUCCCAAAUUCGCAUGUCCUGUUCUCGAAAUCAACUUGAUCUCAGCACAAGACCUAGCCCCUGUUUCGAAAAACAUGAAAACAUACUCCGUCGCGUGGAUCAACACCGAUCCAAUGCGUAAACUCACGACCCGUGUCGACCAAGCAAACCGAUCUAACCCUAUAUGGAACGAGAAGUUCGUGUUCCGUGUCAACGACAAGAUCCUCCAAGCUGACGUGUCAGCGAUUGUGAUCGAGAUCUACGCAGCGGCUUGGUCUAAAGACGCGCUUGUCGGAACCGUGAAUGUUCUUCUAAGCGAUCUCUUUGCUCCUUGGUCUGGUUUCGGCGACGGCGACGACGGUGGCGGCGGGAAUAACAACAUGAGGCUCGUGACGCUUCAGAUUCGUCGUCCUUCAGGGAGGCUUCAAGGCUUUUUACGUUUAGGCGUUGCGCUUCUCGACGGUGGUCAACGGAGUAUGCCGUUGUCCACAGAGGUUAUAGAUAAUAAGAGAGAUACUCAAGAUGGUGUAAAGAUGAUGCAUCGUCGUACGAAUAGCGAUCUGACCGAUUUAACGACGUCCACUAAUGAUUACCUUGUGAAAACAGGGGUUGUUACCGGCGGAGCAAGGGCUUCCGGUAACGGUGGAGGUGGAGGAGGAGGUAGUGUUGUGGUUGGUGUGGAUAGUAUGGUGAAUGGUUCGUAUUGUAACUCUGAUAUCGGACCAUCUGCGUCUGUGGUUGCGGCUGCGAUUGCUCAGGGGCUUUACAAUAGACAGAAACCAGCGGUUAAAGCGGUUGCGGUUAAGGAGGACGCGAGUUCGAUACUUGAAGGGAAGACGGAAGGGAUGGAGCUUAGAGUUGAGAGGUGGAGAGCGGAGAAAAAAGUUGCGGGUGGAGCGGUUGAAACGUCUACGUCGAGCGAUGAUUCUAGCGGGAAAGGAGGAGGUGGGGGAAGGAGGCCGAGGAGGAGUAGGAGGAGAAAGGAGAAAGAAAGGCGGAGGAGAAGAGACGGAGAAGGUAAGAAAGGGUUGUUUUCAUGUUUUGGGAAUGUGUUUGGAUGUGAGAUUUCGAUUACUUGCGGCGGUGGAGGAGGAGACAGCGGUAAGAAGAGACGUAACAAGAAUAAAGUAGCAAACCUUAGUGCUGUAGACGAAACGUUUAGUCAUUCUGCGGCUUGAGAGUUGGUGGUGUUAACGUUUGGUUUAUGGGUAAAACUAUUGGAAAUUGGAAGAUAUGUGGCAAAACUUAUGAAUACAAAAACUCUUUUACGUUCUUGGUGUAAGCGUUUUAGUCAUUUCUGCGACUUGAGUCUUAUACGUGUAAAAACGGUUUGGUUUGAUGGGUUGAAUUGCACAUUUGAAAGUAUGAGGUCAAACGUAUGAAUAAAACUUCUUUUACAUGUUCG
Messenger RNA from Eruca vesicaria subsp. sativa (arugula), 1391 nucleotides. NCBI's taxonomy places the organism in Eukaryota, Viridiplantae, Streptophyta, Magnoliopsida, Brassicales, Brassicaceae. The record is from the annotation of a GenBank genome assembly.